AUUUAAUCCCGGCGACUGCAGCAGCGCCGGCUCCCUCCCGGUACCCGCCUCGGCCCCGGGCUCGGAAGCCGCUCCGGGGGCGCCCUUUUGGACAGCGACGCCGUCUACCCAGUGCCCCCGGCCCCAGUCUCUGGAGACCCAGGCUCGCCAGCGCCCAGCCAGGGAGGCUGCCAGGAAGCGCGAUGGGGGCCCCUUCCGCCCUGCCCCUGCUCCUGCUCCUCGCCUGCUCCUGGGCGCCCGGCGGGGCCAAUCUUUCCCAGGACGGCUACUGGCAGGAGCAGGAUUUGGAGCUGGGAACUCUGGCUCCACUGGACGAGGCCCUCAGCUCCACAGUCUGGAGCAACCCUGACCUGCUGGCCAGUCAAGAUAGCCAGCCCUGGACAUCCGAUGAGACCGUGGUGGCUGGCGGCACGGUGGUGCUCAAGUGCCAAGUGAAAGACCAUGAAGACUCAUCCCUGCAGUGGUCUAACCCUGCCCAGCAGACUCUAUACUUUGGGGAGAAGAGAGCCCUUCGAGAUAACCGGAUUCAGCUGGUUAGCUCCACUCCCCAUGAGCUCAGUAUCAGCAUCAGCAACGUGGCCCUGGCAGACGAGGGCGAGUACACAUGUUCCAUCUUCACUAUGCCUGUGCGAACCGCCAAGUCCCUUGUCACUGUGCUCGGAAUCCCACAGAAGCCCGUAAUCACCGGUUAUAAGUCAUCGUUGCGGGAAAAGGAGACAGCCACUCUCAACUGUCAGUCUUCCGGGAGCAAACCUGCAGCCCAGCUCACCUGGAGGAAAGGUGACCAAGAGCUCCAUGGGGAGCAAACACGAGUCCAGGAAGAUCCCAACGGGAAGACCUUCACCGUGAGCAGCUCAGUGUCCUUCCAGGUUACCCGGGAGGACGAUGGAGCGAACAUCGUGUGCUCCGUGAACCACGAAUCUCUCAAGGGAGCUGACAGAUCCACCUCUCAGCGCAUUGAAGUUUUGUACACGCCGACAGCCAUGAUUAGGCCGGAACCUGCUCAUCCUCGUGAAGGCCAGAAGCUGUUGUUACAUUGUGAGGGGCGUGGCAAUCCAGUCCCCCAGCAGUACCUGUGGGUUAAGGAAGGCAGCGAGCCACCACUGAAGAUGACCCAAGAAAGCGCUCUCAUCUUCCCCUUCCUGAACAAGAGUGACAGUGGCACCUAUGGGUGCACAGCCACAAGCAACAUGGGCAGCUACACAGCCUACUUCACCCUUAAUGUCAAUGACCCCAGUCCGGUGCCCUCAUCCUCCAGUACCUACCACGCCAUCAUCGGAGGGAUCGUGGCUUUCAUUGUAUUCCUGCUGCUCAUUCUGCUCAUUUUCCUUGGACAUUAUUUGAUCCGGCACAAAGGAACCUACCUGACACACGAAGCGAAGGGCUCCGACGACGCCCCAGAUGCGGAUACAGCCAUCAUCAACGCAGAAGGCGGGCAGUCAGGAGGGGACGACAAGAAGGAGUAUUUCAUCUAGGGGCACCCACACACCUUCUGCGCCCCCCAGGGGCCCCGUGGGGACUGCUGGGCUGUCACCAACCUGGACUUGUACAGAGCGACCCCAGGGCCGCCCCUCCCGCUUGCUCCCUGGCCCACCCAGCCCCCUGUACAGAAUGUCUGCUUUGGGUGCGGUUUUGUACUCGGUUUGGAAUGGGGGGGGAGGAGGGCGGGGGGGAGGGGUGGGUUGCCCUCAGCCCUUUCCGUGGCUUCUCUGCGUUUGGGUUAUUAUUAUUUUUGUAACAAUCCCAAAUCAAAUCCGUGUCCAAGGCUGGAGAGGCAGGGGCCAUGGGGCUGAGGAGAGCAACAAACGGGCAAGGUUCAGAGAAGGAAGUUGGAGGGAUUAGAAAUGAAUGAGGAGUAGCGCUGGUUUGGAGGGUGGGGAUCUUAACACAGCCCUCCUUCCUUCCAUUUUCGCAACAAAAUCAGCCUCCCGGGUAGCUCCAAGGAACCUGGGAACGGAAGUAGGAGCUUGUGGCGGCUCUUCCUCUGCCAGCCAUGUACUACAGACAGGGAAACAGGUAUUAUUGGAGUGACAAACCUCUUCCAUUACGUAAGAAAGGACUGAGUAGGAGAGUCUUCAAGAAGAUGUGACCUGAAGACAGCAUGCAGCCACACAGGGAUCCUGGGCUUCAACAUGUCCCUCCCAGAGAGAGUAGAUUUCAAGGGAGAGAGGAUUGUGGAAAUGGCCCUGUCCACCCAUUACCCUGACGUGAUAAACCAAGCUAGGCUCUUUUAACAGAGUCUGCCCCUGGGGGACAGUAUAGCUCAGCUUUCUCUCCUAGCUCCAGCAGCUGUGGAAAGAGGCAGCGGUGAGCCUGAACAAGUGUCUGCUGCCCCCACCAUGGAGGGGCCCCUCACUCUUACCCGAGACCCUGGACUGUUGCACGGCAACCGCAUUGCUCGGCAACUCCUCCUCCUCCGCCCUGUGUCACCCUGUGCCCUUUCCUGUUCCCUGUGCCAGCCCUCAGUCCCUCCUCCCUCAGCAGCCAGGCAGACAUGACAACAAAAUUACUAAAAGGAGCUUCACUGCAGUGAGCUGUUUCCUGCCCAAACCGAGGGAAUAAUGUGAACUCUGUGCGUGUGUGCAUGUGUGUGAGUGUGUGUGUAUGUGUUUGUGUGUGUAAGUGUGCAUGGCUGUGUGUAGAUGUGUGUUUAUGUGAACAAGAAGCAAAGAGAUUGAGAGGAAGGACAGGGGUCCUGGGUGUGUGCAGACGGCAUGGGACAAGUGAGGUGGGCUUUGGGAGUGGAUGGUUUCCAGUCAGGGUUUGUCUACGGCGGGGGGCUGCUCCAUCCAAGUCAUUCCCAAACCACUCUAGAUGUCUAUCUGAGAAAGAGAGGGGUCCCAGUAUGUGGUUUGCCCUGCUGUGCAUUUGCCCCUCUCUGAAAUACCACACUUUCACCACCCUUCCCUGGACCUCCUGUCUCUGAGCCACGGAGCCGGGCCCACAGCCUCCGCUAUGCACCCUCAAGUCUCUCCCUGGCACUGACCCUGGAUUCCCAUCCUCUCUGACUAGGGAACUGAGUCCCCCUCACAGCUUUUAGUUUACCGUCUUCCUUCUUAUGGCCAAGCUGGUUGCUGCGGAGAUGAGAUUGCUCACCCUCUCCAUCCUGGCUGGCCUGUCCCUUAGACCUAGGAUGCUCUUGGCAUCCCUCUCCCCACCCUCCAGCAUGUCCUCCCUGCUCUGACAACAGGUGUGCAAAAUGGGGCAGCUGCAAUCCAGCAGGCCUGCCCAUUCCUUCAGUUCAGGUAAUACCUUCAUAAAUCUUCCAGCCCUUGGUUAGGGUCCUGGGUGCCCCAGGCAGCUCCUUGCUUAAGGCAGGACUUCUCCUCUUAUAGCAGCAAGGGAGCCCUGGGCCUCCAUGCUGGGCUCCUUUUUAGGCUCCUUGUCUCCCAGCACCUGCUUUUGGGAAAGCAACUUUUCCUCUUUGAGCUGAACCACUCUGUCCAUAUUACACAGAAGCCAUAUUUGUACCAGGCGGGGCGGGGAGGGGAGGGAGAGGGGGCCGUUGUGUUGUGUGUGUCUGUCUGUGGGCAGGGGUGGGGGAAGGGAGCAGGGAAGGGAUCGUGUAUCUUUAUAAUCUUUCUAACUCUCCUGUGCUAAUCUCAGAGGGACCACCCUCAAUAUAUCUGGAUUAUCCAUGUGGUCAGGCUGCCUCCUUUCUGCUACUCUCACUGCUGGCUGGGCUGCAUGCAAAUGAGGACUGUCCUCAUGUCCCUGGCACCUGGCACUCAAAGGGUACUGCCUCUUUGCCAUGCCACUCUCUGGAGCACCUAUGAGUGGGGUCAAAGGAGAGUGUCUGAGUAUUUUGCUUUCCGAAGUACAUUUGCAUUUAAAGCGUGUCAUCCAACUGCUACCCUGUUACCCUCUGUCCAGCAAGGCUGACCAACACAGGGGUGGAGGUGAAGACUCCACCAACACCAUCCAGGAAGUAGAGCUUCACUUUUUUUUUUUUUUUUUUUUUUUUUUUUUUUUUUACCAACUCCCUUUCUAGCUCCCUCCUGUUAAAUCUGAAAAUUGACCUUAGUAGUCAAUUCUUCUGAAGCUCAGUCUGAGCGGCUUAAUGGGAAGCCACAUACCACAUACGGGAACAUGUACCCUGUAUUUCUCCUGGCCAGAGAAACACCAAUUUUACCUCCCAUCAGAAACUUUACGUAUUGCUAAGAUGCCAAGCCAAUGAAGUAUUCUCACAGCCUGUGUGUCUCACAACAGAAUAUGAAUAGAGAUUACCCAGUGGGCUAUAGUCUCACAUUAAAGUAUGUUAUCCCGUGA
Molecule: messenger RNA, 4269 nt
Organism: Meriones unguiculatus (Mongolian gerbil)
Lineage: Eukaryota; Metazoa; Chordata; Mammalia; Rodentia; Muridae
Gene: Cadm3
Product: cell adhesion molecule 3
Exons: 10
Coding region: 183-1475 (430 amino acids)
Biological process (GO): homophilic cell-cell adhesion
Cellular component (GO): presynaptic membrane
Source: RefSeq, a predicted model, not a curated record